Styela clava is the source of this 2488-nucleotide messenger RNA. RefSeq lists its product as uncharacterized. Lineage: Eukaryota; Metazoa; Chordata; Ascidiacea; Stolidobranchia; Styelidae. Gene Ontology annotation, biological process: chiasma assembly; synaptonemal complex assembly; lateral element assembly. Gene Ontology annotation, cellular component: central element; male germ cell nucleus; transverse filament. The record is from RefSeq and is a predicted model, not a curated record. Gene Ontology annotation, molecular function: double-stranded DNA binding.
UGAAGUGACAUUGCUGUUUUUUUUGUUAUAUUUGCUGUCAUAGGCUAUUUUUGUAAAUAUUGUUCUCUACAGCAGAAAGCAGGGAAUUCUUUAUGAAUUUCCAAAAGUUUGCAACUUUGCCGCUGCGUACGGCGCAGCGACACACGAAUCUAGUGCGACAAGACAAUGCGUUCGAAUUACUUCAAUCGGAAGCUGAGAAAAUCAGGAGGCAUCAAGUUAAAAUGGAGAUUCGUUUGAAAGAAAAGGAUAAAGAAAUUGAGUCUUCGAGGCAGACAAUUGACUCUCUUCGGAAGUCUAUGCUGGAAACGAAAGUCGAAAAAGAAAAGAUCUUGAACGAAUUACAAGAUGAGAUCAAGACACGCAGUGUCUGCUUCAAAAAAUUAGAAACAACCAGACAGAUGUGUGUUGCGCUGAAGGACGAACUCGAACGACUGGAAGACACUUUGCGUAUGUGCGUAGAAGCAUCCAAUCAACUACGCGAGGAAAAUGAAAAGAAAAAAAUCAAACUCCAGAAACUCAAUGAUGAUAUGAUAGCGUUGGCGACAGAAAUACGUGAAAAAACAGAGAUAUGGGAGACAGCACAUUCUGAGCUUACGGAGACUACAAAAAAACAAGUGGCUGAUGCUGUUGCUGAAAAAGAAGCAGCAGAGUCAGAGCUGCAGAAUGCGAACGCUGAGAUUCAGAUGAAAAAUUCGGAAAUUAUAUCAUUGGUCGAUCAUUUAAGACAGUCCAAGGAGAGAACUGUGGAAUUGGAAAGCGCCAGACACGCUCUUCAACUAACUGUAGCUCAGAUGCUGGAGGCCAUAAGCGAAUUGAAACGAGAUUUGGACGAUAAUGUGAGGGCGAGCGAAACUACGAUUGAAAAUUUACGAACCCAAUUGAACGAAACGUCUGAUAUUGCCGAAGAAAGAAGUCAAAUCAUCCGAGAUAUGAACGAGGAAUAUGCCGCUGCGAAACAAAACUGGCAAACGCAAGAAGAGGGAUAUCAGGACGCGAUUAAAAAUGGAGAACUGGAAAUAGAAAAUCUUAAUUCCAAGUGCGAAGACCUAGAACUAGAGAAAAUGAAAUCGGAUAAGAAAAUCGAAGAUGAAAUAAUGUUGAAUGAAGAGUGGAAAUCUAAAGUUGAAGAUUUGGAGUCGAACAUAAGUCAAAGUUCUGAAGAAAAGGAUGCUCUUCUACUAAAACAGAGUGGACUAGAAGAAGUGAUAAGACAGAAAGACGAAUGCUGUUCAAACCUAGAGAAUGUCAAGAACGGAUUACAGACACAACUGCAUAAUAAAGAAAAAAAGAUCGACGAGUUGGUCGAAGAAAAAAAUAAACUAUUGGAAAAUAUCAAUAAACUAAAUAAGGACUAUGAGGAACAAAUCGAACAGCACAAGGCUGAUAUCGUAGCGAAGGAGACCGAAAAUGAAAACCUGAAACUCGACGUGAAGAAUUUGCGGGAAGAGAAUCUCAAUAUGAACGAGAAUGUGAAUAGACUCAAAAAAGAAUUGUCCGAGACAAAUGCCGGAGCAACCGUUGAAGCCAGAAAACUUCAAGAAAUGAACGAAAAAUAUCAACAUAUAGAGAAAACUAAGCAAAUACUCGAAGAGAAUCUCAAACAAGAAAAAGAGAAGUUAAAACAAAACACUCAAAAAGUCAAAGAAGCUGAUCAAAAGGUGAAGAAUAUAACUGAGGAAAAUGAAAAGUUGAAAUCAGAGAUCGAAGAGUAUGGCCAGAAGGUCGAAGAAAAGAAUAAUGAAAAUAGUAACUUAAUGACAGAAGUAGAACAAUUAAAAGAUGUAUCAAGCAAAGCCGACCAGGCCCUGAGACAAUCGAAAAGGGAUGUCAACGUUUUCUGUAUGCAAUUGAAAGAAACUGAGAAAUCCUUGAAUGAGGUGGGAGAGAAAUUGAUGAAACGAGAGGACGAGGUUCUUGAGAAAAACAAAAAAAUUAAAAAUCUCGAAUUUGAUUUGAAGGACAAAGAGUGCGAGAUAGUUCUUCUCCAGGAACAAAACAUCAAGUUGGAGGAAGCAAAAUUAUUGCAGGAACAGUGUUCGUUCAGUCCUGAAACAUUUCAAAGACGACCGAGACAUCGUACACAACCAGAGCCAAAACGAAUAAAGGAAGAGCCGAUUGAUAAUGUCCCGAAGAGGAAGUCAGCCACAAGAACUCCCAAGGUACAGAAUAUUCUGUUCAGCGACACAGCUGAUGAGCUUCUAAGCGAGGUAUCAUUCGGAUCACAGACAGAGAAAGUAUUAACUUUUGAUCGUCGCAAACCUACACAAAAAUCAUCAACACCCAAGGCAGUUGUAGGCCAACACAUCAAUAGAAGGGCACAGAGUGCUACAAGGAGAAGUGGUUCAAAGAGGGCAAAACAUAUAAAGAAAGAAACCAAAACUGAAAAAAACAAUGACUGGUGGGAGAAUGACAGUGUUUAUGGUUUCAAGGAAUAGAGUCAGACCCAUUGAAUGACUUGGAAGUUCGAAUUAUCUUCAUCGGUCGAUAA